This is a messenger RNA of Phaeoacremonium minimum UCRPA7, 2877 nucleotides long. Its product is annotated as putative ankyrin repeat protein nuc-2 protein. The transcript is spliced from 4 exons. Gene Ontology annotation, biological process: lipid metabolic process. Gene Ontology annotation, molecular function: protein binding; phosphoric diester hydrolase activity. The record is from RefSeq and is a predicted model, not a curated record. Bases 1 to 2877 code for a protein of 958 amino acids. NCBI's taxonomy places the organism in Eukaryota, Fungi, Ascomycota, Sordariomycetes, Togniniales, Togniniaceae.
AUGGACCUGGAUCCGGGGAUACUAACCCAUGACCAGGAACGCGAGCUCGAGAAAGUCAAUGCCUUCUAUCUGCAGAAGGAAGCUGAGCUCAAAAUCCGUCUCAAAACCCUACUUGACAAGAAGAAGGUCCUUCAGUCCCGAGGUCAUAGCAUCUCAAGGCGGUCGGCCAAGUUUACAACGCUCCAAGAGGGCUUCCAACAAUUCGCAAACGACUUGAACAAACUACAACAAUUCGUUGAGAUCAACGGCACUGCCUUCUCGAAGAUCCUGAAGAAGUGGGACAAGACAUCAAAGUCGAAAACAAAGGAACUCUACCUCUCACGGGCCGUCGAAGUGCAACCGUUCUUCAAUGCCACUGUCAUCAGUGAGCUGUCAGACCAAGCGACCACAAGCCUUCAAGAGCUGGGUGCUUGGGCUGAUGGCGACCAUGUUAGUUUCCAAGAACGACCAGAGCAUAUUGUCAGCAGUCAGCACCUCCUUGGGACCGAUGAGGGGGAUGCAGAUACUCUCCUUCUCGACACUGUCAUCUCCGGCAACAUUGAGGCGUUGCGAGACCUCAUAGGGCGCAUGAAGGCCGCCACUGACCCAAAUGUAGCCAUGGACAUCUCGUUGAUGGAGAGGAUCACGAGGACCUUCCUUGCGUCAAUAAAUGAGGGACCGCAAGAGUCACUUCAAGUCUUGCUCGAAACCGGCCUUGUUGACAUCCAGUCGGAGGAUGACAUCAAUGAGAGGAAUUGUCUGCACCAGGCGACCAUUUACGGAAACAAAUUUGUCCUAAGUUACGGCAUCUCCAAUGGAGUUGCUGUCAACAGGACAGAUGUUUACGGCAGGGUUCCACUCCACUAUGCUAGCAUGCAUGGUCGUCUUGACAUGCUCGAUGCCCUGCUAGCUGCGGAUUCUAAGACGAUUAACCUCAUCGAUCACGACAAUUUCACACCCUUAAUCCAUGCAAUCAUCCACGGACACUAUGAAUGUGUGGAGAGAUUGCUUGCAAAGUCUGCGAGGAUCGACCCAACGAGAGAUGCUGACCACGUCCCGUUGAACCUCGCAUGUGAGCACGGAUCUGUGAUGAUUGUUGAGCUCCUGCUUCAACAUGGCGCGCAGAUCCUACCUGAUGCCGAAGGCUUGUAUCCACAACAUUUGGUGGCGAGGUCUGGCCAAACGCCUGAGCUCUUGGCUUUGCUCCAUCGUUACGGUGCCGACCUAAAUCAGAUCGACAAGCUGUAUGGCUGGACGCCUCUGGUUCACGCUGCCAGCGAGGGGAAUGUGCCCUGCUUACAGGCCCUUCUUCAAGCUGGCGUAGAUCCAAAUAUCGUCGACGAAAAAGACCUUCCGGCACUAUACUAUGCAGUGUGGGAAGGCCAUCUCGAAUGUAUGAGACUACUCAUCCCUUACAAUAGGGGGAGAGCAGCUGCUCCAGCAGCUCAGUCACAGCCAUCCCUUGGUCCGAUGAGCGACAGCGGUGGCACCGUACCUAUGGCUCUUGACCCAGAUGCCAUACCUAUUCUCGAACUUCCACCACCGAUCAUCCCGUUACGGCGCUAUGGCCACAACUUCUUGGAUACCAAGACGGUUGUGCAAAUCAGCUUCGAAGAGAGCGGCGAGCACCCGCUGAUCUUCUUCCAAGACAGCAAAUAUCCUGCAGCGCGGCUUACUAUUUCAUCCAAAGUAUCCGAUCUCAUUCCGAAGAACAUCAUGCUUCCUUUCCAAGAAGAUACCCGCCUUGUUUCAUUCCAAAUCGACAACUUAGACAGCUUCACUCUCGACUUCGAUGUCUUUCCUACUUACGGCGCCAAGGUCAUUGCUAAGACCGUUGCACUCCCCAAUACUUUCCGAGCACUGCUGAGCAGCUCUGGGAGCUGUUGUCUCCCACUCUUCGACCCCCGUCUGCGCGCCAUCGGCCAGAUCAGCUUCCACACCCAGGUCAUCAAGCCUUUCCAGGGCAAGCCCCUUGAGAUUACGGACUUUGAGACGUACUGGAAAGCAACAAGCCAGUUUGACACCUCUCCAAGCACCUUUGUGACUGGCUCUAGUCUUUCAGGAGAUUUUGUCAGGGCAUAUGUCCAGCAUACUAGCGAUGGCUUCCCGGUAUUGUGGCCAUAUUGGACUUUGGAGUGCGGCGGUAUCGAUAUCCCUGUGUCACGGCUCACAUUUGAACAGUUCAGUGUUGUCACUUCACGAUCUCCAGCGCGUGCUGAGCUUGCGUCAAUUCCAUCCCGCACACUGGAUCAGAUUGCAGAUGUUCAUCGCAUCCUAGCUACGGCAGGAAUCACCUUACAGGACGCAUUGUCUAUUCUUCCUCAAGGGAUGCAUGUCAACAUACAAAUACUGUACCCUACCGCGGACGAGGAGAGAUUCCUGGGCCUGACUCCCAGUGGAGAUAUAAAUAGGGUUGUGGACGCCAUCCUGACUGUGGUAUUUGACCAUGCCCGUGCGCAAAGAGCUCAAGCGCCAGAUGCCGUCCGGUCCGUCGUCUUUAGCUCCUACAACCCGAGUCUAUGUACCGCUCUAAAUUGGAAGCAACCGAACUUCCCCGUAUUCCUGUGCAACGACCUAGGAAGAGAGGACACCAUUUUGCCCCCGAACAUCAUCAACUACAGUGGACGCCGGACGACCUCGAUCAAGGAGGUUGUCAGGACUGCGCAGAGCAACAACUUCAUGGGGCUCAUCUGUUCCUCGCGCUUGCUGGAUAUGCUUCCGGCAUUGGUCGACUCAAUCAAGUCCCAAGGUCUUGCUCUGGUGAUCGACAAGUCCACGGAAGGUGCUCCCGAAUAUGGCGGCCCGAUGAGCGAUCCAUUCCCGCGAAUGCCGCAGGGCGUUGAUGGUGUGUUGAAAAGUAAUGGUGUACUCAGAUUCAACGAGUCGAUCAACAUAUAG